AUGAAGUUGCUUUCCAUGGACGGCUCUGCAAUGCCUAUGCUGACUACCAUCGGUCCUCCCGGCAUCGCUGGACCCGGCACUGCCCCAGGGGCGGCGCCGGUGGCACCAGCCGCGCCGGGGGCCACCGCCUCUCAGGCACCGCUGCUCCGCAUUCGGGCAGGCAUCGAGGCGGGCAAUCAUGCCGAAGUUAUGGCAGGUGUUCGCGAGGCCGACGAGCAGGGUGUAGUGCUGGCCCAGAAUGUACGGGACAUGAUCAGCCAGUGGCUGUCGGUGAAUGCUCCAAAGAAGGAGCCCGAGAAGCCGUCCCCGCCUGCUCCACUAGAACCUGCUCCGGAUCCAGCCCCUCCUCCAGGACCCCAGACAAAAUCGAAGGAAACGACAGCUCCGGCAACCACUACCGAGCAACUUCGAAAUGCCCUUUUGAGGUUCUUCGAGCUCGCUCCAAAGGGCAGCGAUGGAGCUGCGGGGCUGGGGAUCAUAGAAGGCGAGGAAGGACGGAGGUAUUUGCCCCUGCCCAUGCUGGGCCGAGCUGUCGGCAUCACUGGAGAGGAUUUUGAAGUUGCCAUGAAAGCAUGGAACGUAGUCAACGAGACUCCUCCGGGCACCUUCAUGAUGACAGAGGAUGCUCGUGCGGUUGGAUUGGUGGAAUGGGCAGGAUGGGAGGAAUUUGCAGGCUCCUUGGAUGUCAUCGUCAAGGGCACUCGGGAUCCAGCCUUUGAGCCACGGUCCAUUCAAGGACAUGUGGCCCGAGCGGCUCGUGGUGCUGUUCGGUCUGGGCCGCUAAGACAAGGUGACGUGCUCCGGAGACUUCAGGAGCUCUCAUCCGAGAACCUUCCGGAGGAUGCGACAUCACCAGCUUUGAGAAGCGCAAUCCUUCGCAGAGCUCGACUUGCCCUUGCGUGUUUGGUGGACGCUAUCGCUUCGCAAGGUCUUGGACCUGAGGCAGGGGUGGACUCCAUGGGACUAGUGGGGCAGCUGCCCAGGACAUUGUUCGGCAUCAUCUUUGACAAUAUUGAUGAUCGAGAUCGUGGAGCGUGUGCUUUCUUGGGAGAGAUUCUCCAAUCCUGGGACCGUCGACGAUGUUUCUCCAAGCGCUGGCUGCAGGAUGCUGCAGGCAAGUUCUCCAUGCCGAAAGGGCCCAAUGCCGAGCGAGAUGAGAGACGCGGUUGGUACGCUUUGACUUCAGAGAACUUGCACAGAAAACCAGCUGAGGAGGAGAACGGAACUUCAGGCCAAUCUCAAGCGUUCCUGAGCACUGAUGAUGCGCCGCGUGCCGAGGCCGACCCGCCCGAGCCUCCGAAGAAAGAUUCCCGAAGGACAGAGACUCGUCGCAAGAGCCGGAGCCCUCGCAGAAGUCCGAAAAGCCAUUCUCGCAGAAGUCCACAAAAGAAAGAGGAGAAGGAGAGCACGGAGAAACCUCCGAAAGAGGCUCCGAAGGACGAGGCCGCAGCGGCUCAAGCAGAUGCAGGCGGGGGUGAAGCAGUGGACAGCGAUGCGAAGAAGAAGAGGCGAGUCUUGCAACAAGACGAUGAUGAUGACGAGACUGUCGCCAAACGUUUAGAGGAAAGCCGCCGGCGACGAGCAGCCUUGAUGGCGAAGCAGCUUGCUUGCAGACAGAAAGUGUGCAUGCGCAUGUUCGACAAUGGGCUGCUGUCAGUAUCCGUCAAGGUGGUUGAGGAGAUCUACGCCAAACUGAAAGAGAGCGGAUUUGAUUCGAAACAGGUGACCACACUGGAGUUCAACUCCUUCCUCGAACGGAAGCUCUGGCCAGGGUUUGAUGCUGACAAGGCUUCAAGCCUUGCGCAUUUGAUAACCAUCGCCCUCCUCAUCAAUGAGAAGGUGCGUGAUGGAAGCGUUUCUGCGUGGGAUUCGGUGGCAGCUCGCAAAGAGAAGUUUUCGAGCUACUUUGAGAGCAUGCUGGAGCUGUGGAAAUCUGGGAAGUUGACGCUUCGAGAAAAGUCUCAUGUGCUUCAGUUCUUGAUCAACUGCUUCCAGAGCUUGGAGCAAGACUUUGUGCGCGAGUGUUGCCUGAGGCUGACAGGCUUGCAGUCCUGGUUUCACUUGAACGACCUGCACCGCGAGAAGCUUUUGUCCUUGAACAAGAAGCUUCCCGCAUUUUGGAAGAAGGUUCAGAAGAAGUAUGCUGAUCCCAAGACGCCACAGGCUAAGCAAGAAAGAAACUUCAUGUCAGAGCUGCUGGAUGAGUUCUUGGCUUCGCUCGAGACAUUUGGUGAGCUUCCAGACUUAGGGGUGGAGGAGCUUUCCUACUUGGAACGUUGCAUAGAGCUGAUGAUCGACUUGCUGGAUCAGUUGCCUACGCGCCGCUUCUUCAGACCACUGCUUGUCGACAAGCACGUUGUUGUACGUUGCAGAGGAUCGAAAGUGGCACAGCUACCGCAAGCACGUUUGGUCAACCAGCUGCUUGGAAUUCUCAGAUACUACGAGAAUUUCGAGAUCGACGACACGACUGGCAAACCGCUGUCACGGCGUGAAGUCACCGACCUUCACUACGAACGUUUGCAGCUUUUGCAAAGGGUAUGCUUUCAGGAGUUUGCAGACAAUCCUAGCCUGAAGCAGAUUAUGCUCGUGAAUGUCGCGAAGCUAGAUACCAGGGAAGCCCUUCUGCAGCACUUUGAGCCGCUGCCGUUCGACGUGUUGAAGGUUCUGUGUGCCAAGGUGUGCUACCUCGACGUCUCUAAAGACACGACGUUGGCGGCCAUGGAGAAAAAGGUACACGACGCCAUCGCGGCACAGGAGGCUCAGGAUGCCGACAAGGAAGUCGCAGAGCCCAAGAAGAAGAAAAGAAAAAAGAAGGUGAAAACGGAGGAGGAAGAACGAAUCUGCAAGUUGCUUGUGGAAAUUCUUGUCAACCGAUUGGAACGUCCCGUCAUGCAGCAAGACGAUGUGAUGAAGAUGCCUCUCUACCCCACAGAAGAUUUGAUUUGGGAUCCAAAUCUUGUCCCUGAGGAGCACUACUCAGGUGACUACACGCUGGCCCUUCCCAAGCUCAACUUGCAAUUCCUCACCAUCCAUGACUACUUGUUGCGAAAUUUCAACCUCUUCCGGUUGGAGUCAACGCAUGAGAUACGAGAUGAUCUUCAAGAUCAGAUACCCAGGAUGAAAGCUUCCAUCGACCAAGAUGGUAGCACGCACUUCUCUGGAUCUGGACGGAUGAUGGUGCCCUUGGGUGGGCUGGAAGUCAUGAACGUCAAGAGACCCAAAGUUGGAGAAGAAGUUCCGUCAGAAGUCCGGGCUGAAGUCCGCUGGGCGCUGACGGGAGUUCUACCGCAGGUUCGCCAGGAAUGGGAUACUCUCAGAGAGCACGAUGUGAUUUUCCUCAUCAGGAUCAAGGCACCAGAGGAGCCCUACGAUGGCAGAGUUGCCGACCUUACGGUAGCCGAGUUCCCUGAGAAGUUCGGUGUUGUGAGCGUACGCGGGGCGGAGAUCACAGAGCUUCUGGAUGACGAAGGCAACGUCAUUAGUGAUCCGAAUCCUGCAGAGCGCAAGACUCCCGUCGGAGAUGGACGGGUGGCGCGAGUGAUCUUGGAUCCCGCGCAGUACCACCAGGACUUGGAGGCAAUGGCAGCUGGCAAGACAGAAAUCUACAGCACUCUCAACCUUGUGAUGAGGCGCAAGCCGAAGGAGAACAACUUCAAGGCCAUCCUCCACACGAUCAGGAGCCUGAUGAACAACGAGGACACGGUUGUACCGGAUUGGUUGCAUGAUCUCUUCUUGGGAUAUGGAGACCCCGGAGCUGCGCAGUACUGGAAGCUUCCAACGGCGUUGAGCGAAAUUGAUUUCAGAGACACCUUCUUGGACGACGACCAUAUAUUGGAGUCUUUUCCAGAUGCAGAGGACAUCGAAGUGCCAGACGACUUGAAGCGGCCGUUUAAGCUGAAGUUCGCAACAGUGAAAGGCUCAGGUGUGGUGAGCACCAAGAGACCGCAAGAAAGAGUGAUCGCAUCUGCGUAUACCCUGCCGAACAUGGGCCCGUAUCCAGAAUGCCAGCCGCGAGAGAACUCGAUCCGCUUCACGCCAGUGCAAGUUGAGGCCAUCCGAUCGGGUGUGAACCCUGGGUUGACUAUGGUCGUGGGACCUCCUGGAACCGGCAAAACCGACACCGCGGUGCAGGUUGUGAAUUUGCUUUUCCACAACUUCCCAGACCAAAAGAUCGUGCUCGUGGCGCACUCCAACCAAGCACUGAAUGACCUUUUCGAAAAGAUCGUUGCGCUUGACAUUCCUGAGCGAUAUUUGCUGAGACUGGGGCGUGGCAUUGAGGAACUUGAUGCCAAGCAAGACUUCUCCAAGUGGGGCCGAGUCAACCACAUGCUGAAGCGGCGGAUUGAGCUGCUGGCAAAAGUCGAACGCUUGGCUGACACGUUUGGCCUCUCUGGUCAGGACGUGGCAUACACAUGUGAGACUGCGCAGCAUUUCUUCCUACAUCAUGUGCGGUACCGGUGGGAAGAGUUCCACAAGAAGCUGGGCAUAGCUGGGAAGACUGGAGCCAAUAUCCACAAGGUGCUGGCCAAGACUGGACAGGCUAAGAAGCGCCGCCUCGACGAAGAAGAGGCAGCCGAUGGAGCAGACGCCAGGCCCACUGAAGAUGAGAACAGUGAGGAGAUGAAAAAGAUGCGUGAGCAGCUAUUGAGCGGCAAGAAGACGGUGAUCAGCUGUCUUUUUCCGUUCACAAAGUUCUUUGCCGAUGCUCCACAGCCUCUUUUUCCAUCGGAGUCCUAUGAAGCAGACUUGGAAGUUGCGGAAGGCUGCUUUCGGUACUUCGAGAACAUGUUCAGGGAGAUCGAAGAAUGCCGCGCCUUCGAGCUGUUGCGAAAUGGCCAUGACCGCGGUGACUACCUGAUCACUACUCAUGCUCGAAUCAUUGCGAUGACCUGCACCCAUGCUGCCCUGACCAGGUCAACGUUGGUGAAUUUGUCCUUCAAGUACGAUAACCUACUGAUGGAAGAGUCUGCGCAAAUCCUCGAAGUGGAGACCUUCAUUCCGAUGCUGCUUCAGAAUGCGGAGAAUGGUGUCAGCAGGUUGAAGCGCGUGAUGCUCAUCGGUGACCAUCAUCAGCUACCUCCUGUUGUCAAGAAUCGCGCUUUCCAGAAGUAUGGGCAUCUGGAUCAGUCGUUGUAUGCGCGAUUCGUGCGCCUGAAGACUCCGACCGUGGACCUCAAUCUGCAGGGACGAGCAAGGCCCAACAUUGCUGAACUCUACAGUUGGCGAUACCGGGAUCUCGGCAAUCUGCCCAAUGUCCUUACAGACGACAGGUACAGGUACGCCAAUCCUGGAUUGACGUACGAGUAUCAGUUUGUCAAUGUUGAAGACUUCGAAGGCCGAGGAGAAUCGCAACCAACGCCUUACUUCUACCAAAAUCUGGGCGAAGCCGAGUACUGCGUUGCACUAUUCAUGUACAUGCGGCUCUGUGGAAUACCAGCGCAGAAGAUCUCCAUCCUGUCGACAUACAAUGGCCAGAAGGCCUUGCUGAGAGACGUGGUCAGAACACGGUGCACGUGGAACCCGCUGUUUGGCGAGCCUGCCAAAAUCACGACCGUGGAUAAGUUUCAGGGGCAGCAGAAUGAUUUUAUCAUUGUCUCGCUGGUGCGAACCCAGCAUGUUGGUCACCUUCGCGAUGUCCGACGACUUAUUGUCACUAUGAGCAGAGCUCGAUUCGGACUCUACGUGUUCGGAAGGUUCUCGCUGUUUGAGAACUGCUUCGAACUCACUCCGGUUUUCAGCCGCUUUGCAAGACUUCCUCGUGAGCUGAGUUUGGAGUUGCAUGAGCAGCCUGGCUCCAUGCGGCUGCUUGAUGCAGAACCCCAGUCCACCAUUGUCCAGGAUCUGCAUCAAAUGUGGACGUUACUGCAAGCCAAAAUGAAAGCGCAGUUUCAGGACCUCUCAGCUCAGGCCUUCGCGUGA
Molecule: messenger RNA, 5919 nt
Organism: Symbiodinium natans
Lineage: Eukaryota; Dinophyceae; Suessiales; Symbiodiniaceae
Source: the annotation of a GenBank genome assembly